Molecule: messenger RNA, 1141 nt
Organism: Klebsormidium nitens
Lineage: Eukaryota; Viridiplantae; Streptophyta; Klebsormidiophyceae; Klebsormidiales; Klebsormidiaceae
Source: the annotation of a GenBank genome assembly
UGGCGGACGAAAGACUUUCUUUGAACAGACAAUUGCAAGAGGCCGUUCAUUCUGGACAUUUAUUAUUAAUGAUUUACUGACAAUGAGAUUUUGUCUUCUCUCUGCUGGCGUGAAGCAAUUCAAUGGAGGCGCAUUGACAAAGAGGAUCCACAAGACGUCACAACUUACAAGGUGUAUGUAGCUCUUUUCAAAGGCAGUCCGGUCGCCCACAGAGGUGUCUUUUGGAGUUUGAGUGCUUUGAACCUCGCUGUCCACAUUGGUCAAUUUGGAACGGAGCAGGCAAGUAGUUGCUGGGUAAACACUGUAAGGCCUGCUGUGUACAUACUGAGCAGAAAGUGCAUUGAGUUUGCGUACUUGUGUAUACUAGGACUUACAGUUGAUUUGUAAACAGAGCGUUGUACAGCUAGGGGCAGGGACACAAACUCUUUUUGGUACCAAGUUGGAAUGGCAGGGAGUGAGGACGGGCAGGCUGCUCCAGAUGUACAAGCACAGGAAGCCAAGCUUGCCAGCAAAUACGGUGGCCGCCUGCCUAAAAAGCCACCACUAAUCUCAAAGGAGGGCGAAAGGACGUACUUUGAUUCUGCGGACUGGGCCCUCGCGAAAGAAGGGGAGGCCCCUCAAGUGCCAAAACCCAAGUCACCUCUGGACGCUUUGAAGAAGGGCACACCAAAGAAUCGCAUUGAGGCACUCAGGCCCAAACUGGAGCCAACACCGCACCCUAAGAAUCACAGAAGGUCGUCAUUGACAGAAGUGAAAACGGCCACUGGGAACGAUCCUGAAGUAAAAGAGGAUCUGGGCGAUGAGAAAGAGCCAGCAGCUGAUGACGAAGAACCUGCUGUGGAGUCGCUUUGACCGGCGUUUCUCUUGCCAGUGUACCAUAGGACAGUACCCUUGUAGUAGCCCCGAUAUUUGAUUGAUGGUCGCUUUUGACAAUUGCAUGUUUGUCAGGAUCGUCUCGUCGAGGCCCUGCAUGGUAGAUCGCCGCAGAAUUGUCUCCAUACAAUAUGUGACGGGGCCCGGCCUCAUCCUAGGUACUUGCAUCCAUAGUUAGUUACGUGGCUGGCCUUGAUUAUCAGCCCUACUGCUUUUGCUUACGGUAGGCGUAUGGUACGGUUGCAACUAACCAUGAUGAGCGCUCAGC